Molecule: messenger RNA, 405 nt
Organism: Ilex paraguariensis (yerba mate)
Lineage: Eukaryota; Viridiplantae; Streptophyta; Magnoliopsida; Aquifoliales; Aquifoliaceae
Source: the annotation of a GenBank genome assembly
AUGAGAGGGAGAGGGAGAUGGAGAAAGAGGAGGAGGAUGAGAAGCAAGAGGAUAUGCAGGGGAAAAAGGAGGAAGAGAGGCAGAAGAAGAACUAGAAGAGGAGGAAGAAGACGAAUGAGGGAGGAGAAGGAAAAGGAUGAGAAGAAGGAGCAAGAGGAAAAUCGAUUGGAAAAAGAAGGGAAGAGGAAUAGAUUGAGGAAGGAGGAUUGGCAAGAGGAGAAGGAGAGGGAGAAGGAAGAAAAGCAAGAGGAAAAGUUAGAGAGAAGAGAAGUCACUCGAAAGAUCAAGACUCGUCAAUUUGCUCAGAGUGGGUUUGUCACUGGGUGCUUGCCGGUGGAGACUGGUUUGGUGUUACUUGUUGAUGGCCGGGUGGUUUCGUCGUGUUGCUUGUUUGGCGGAGGCUAG